AUGCCUUCGCGGAAUCCUAAUACCGUGGAGCUUCCGCUAUUCUCAUUCAACCCUGGAAUGAGCACAGCACAGACCACACACAGCGAUGAAAAUCUGCCGUCAUCCGAGGAUGAGGUAAUUGCGAAGCGUACGCGGCCUGCACCCCUGCCAGACUUCUCAUUCAAUCCCGGUGCGGACCUGACUCCCGACCGCGAGCCCAGCCCAACGCAUCCAGUGCUGCAAGAGAUGCAGCUGAACCAGCAACGCGCUGUGCGAUCAGCACGCCCAGCACCGCUUCCAGCGUUCACAUUCGGAAGUGCCGUGGCUUCAGCUACUCCAAGUCCUACUCGGUCGACAUUUGGAGAUGCACCAGGCUCGGCUGGCCCUGGUCACAAACGACGAGGAAGCGAAUUCGUAGGCGGUGGAAAAGAAGGGACACAACUGAUCAGUACGAGUCCGGCAAAGAGUGAUUACAGGCCACCUCCUGUUAGCGGCCAGCCUCGAGGUCACAUGCAUCGGAGAUCGCAGGCUGUGUCGAUAUCAGACAUCGACACGUCGGACCUGAUCAAGGUACAAGCACUGUCGAAGUCCCGCUCAGGCUCGCAGCCAGGCACUCCUUCGGACGCUACUUUCCCGACUCCCAGGCAAAGUCCUCCCAGACACUCGAUCUCGCAUUCGCAAUCGACACCAUCAUCGCCUAGACGCGAAAGCUUGAACAUGCCCAGACCAAGGGUCGGAUUCGCGGAUAGGGUUGAGAUGAUACCCAGACCACUUUCCUUGAUAUCGUCCGAGACGGAAGGCAGCUGCUCCACGGUUCGUGGGCACUCGGUUACUGGUAGCAUCAUUUCGAUCGCUAGCGGCUUGUCUGGUCCUCCCUCUGCCGUCAACUCUCCGACUAGAGCUCGGACCUUGGAUGACAGCCCAACGAGACCACGACCACGCACUGCCGACCCAGCAACGCUGAUGUCUUCGGCUAGUACCAGAUCCGCACCAGCUGAGCUCGAGAUACCUAAGAGGCCUCUUUCAGCUUCCGGUUCUCCUAGUGCGCCUCUGUCGGACAGCCCGCCGAGCAAGAAGAAGCAUUUCUGGUUCAGUCCCACUCCAAGCGAUGAUCUGCCGACACCGACCGCGACCUCCUCACCUAUGGUCAUUCCGUCUACUCUUCCAGCUCCACACGAACAGCCAAGACCCAAGACUUCUCCGGAACGUACAGCUAGUGUGAAGAAGAAGAGGAAGUACAACACAUGGACUUCUGGGAUCUUCUCACGGAAAACAGCAAAGCGACAGUCCAAGAAUGCCAAGCGGACACCAACACCACCUGCCCUGAUGCGACGGGCUUCGGAUAGGAUAAAUGAUGUCUUCGACCAGGACGAUACAGUAGUUCUCCGCUCCGCCUCUCCCAUCGCACACCGGACUCGACCCAAAUCAACACCAAUGGCAUUGACAUCGCCUCCACCAAUGAUGCAGACACAGUCAGAGCCAAUCAUCGACCUCGACGCUGUCAUGGCCGAUGCUCCCGCAGUGACACCGUCUCGUGGUCCUACUGGUCGCAUUGCCAAGCUUCACAGUAGCGAACGUCGUGGCCAAGUUGACGCAUUUGGGUCGUUUCACAAACGUGCUGAGUCGGCACCUGACAUGCAACCUGUCAACCGAGCUUCCUUCAAUAUCCAUAGAAUGGGUAGCAAUACUUCUUUGACCGAAGAUGUGUUUGAUGAGGAAGAGGAGGACAACUUCUUGGCUGGCAAAGAGACCGAUGUCGACGAAGCGAAAGAUGUUGAGUCGAUGGUCUCACCCAUGGGUAUGGAAGAUCGUGUCGAGGAGGGUCUAGGACUUGCUCUUUCGACCGACGAUGUUGUCAUUGUUGAUCCGGAAGGAGAUUUUGAUCCGAAUCGCUCCUCAAACUCGACCAUCGAGGCCUUGCCGAACGAGUUGAAGCGGCCGGCAUCAUCGCCCAUGAUCUUCUCCUACUCUAUCCCACAUUCUCAGUACGCGUCUUCGACAGAAGGCCGGACAACAUCGGCCUCCAUGGUCUCAUCGCCAGAUGCCGAGCAUGUCUCGUUCGAAAGCUUUCCCCGAGGACCGCGCUAUCUAGGCGAGCCAAAUCCUGACUUCGUACUGCGGGCCUCAAACGAAGACCUGCCAUCACUGUCGGAUAGCCACUCAAGUGGUAUGAUUCCGCGAAUGUCAAGCAGCGCAAAUACACGUUCCUCAGUCGAGCAGCGAGCCCACUCUGUUUGCGUUCCUGGUACUUCAAGAUCAAGUCAGCCUGCAUGGAAGCGCGCUAGUCUCGCCAGCUUGAACCGCCUGAUUCCCGGAUCUGCCAACGGUAGCAAGCUCAAAUUCGAGGCUGUUCCUGCGGAGCAGCAGAGUGUACAGAGUGAGACGGUCGAGAAGCGCAAAAGUCAUCGACUGAGCAAGCUGAUGAAAUUCUGGCGGAGCAAGGAGAAGCUGACUGAGUGA
Molecule: messenger RNA, 2439 nt
Organism: Cyphellophora attinorum
Lineage: Eukaryota; Fungi; Ascomycota; Eurotiomycetes; Chaetothyriales; Cyphellophoraceae
Exons: 1
Coding region: 1-2439 (812 amino acids)
Source: RefSeq, a predicted model, not a curated record